AUGACCUCUGAGCCAAAAGGAAUUAGCGACCCCAGCCCCAUCUCUGUCAGAGAGAUCUGGGAAAAAACCAUAGUUCGAUUUCAGCAACGAACAGGCGAAAGGCUCGAUGGCGUCUCUCGGGGGCCUCAGGAUUUGCGACAACUUCUUGACGCUCAUUAUGCCACCCGUGAAGAUAGCAAAGAUGUUGCGAAGGCUAAGGAGGUGGGAUUUCAGAUAGUUAGCUGCAUCCAGCUCCUAGGCGGUAUCGUGUCCGAAGGUGCGUCAAUGGUCUUCGCACCUGCAGGACUAUGUUUCAAUGCUCUUUCCUUUCUGCUGGAAAUUCCCAAAAAAGUCCAUGGUUUUCAUAGCGAGAUCGACGCCGUCUUUUCAGAGGUCGGACCGGCCUUGGCCCAGUUUCGGAUCUACGAGCGGAUGGACGAAAGCGCGCAGAUUGACGAGUCUCUGCGGCUGUCUAUCGACCAGGUGAUGACGAGUUUUGUGGACCUUUGCGCCGAUUGCAUCAAUAUUCAUAACGAGGGCCGCUGGAAGAGCUUCAAGCGCAAUACCAAACGUAUCCUCUUGGACGACGGGUCGGUUCAGGGCGAUUUGGCGCACUUUAAGAAACUCACGCACGACCAGCUGAAUCUCCAAGCGACCCUGACCCUGGAGGCUGCAGUGGAAACAGGCCAGCAUGUUCGAUUCAUGAAGGAAACCACCCUUGAGGUCAAUGCGAAUACAAAGGCCAUCAAAAGCGACGUAUCAGGGCUCGUGGAAGCAGAGCACAAGCGCAAAGUGGAUGAUGAGCGGAAGAGAAUUCUGGCUACCAUCAGAGCAAAGCUUGGACAGAAAGAGGACGAGAUAGCUGCGAUCCAUGACGCCCGUGAUAGAAUGUGGAAGCGCGCCCUGAAAAAUAGCGGGAAAUGGUUGAACCAACUUGAUGAAUAUAAUCAUUGGAUGGAUAGAAACAGUGAUGCAGAUUUUCUCCUCAUGCUGACCGGUGAACCUGGAACAGGCAAAUCCUUCCUGGUCUCUGCGAUUGCCCAGGAGAUCAGAUCUGCAAAUAUAGGGACCACAGCCGAGCGCAGUUUAAUCGGAUAUUAUCACUUCUCCAUGGUUGAUAGAAUGGACAGAGACAACGACAGGCAACAGUUGGAGACAGCGAUAAAGUCAAUAUGCGUCCAGCUCGCUGAGCAGGAUUUGGUCUACGCGAGACGUGUUUCUAGUGCAUUGAAUGACAUCGGAAGGAGUGAGAAGUACUUCAGAGAUGCGAGUUGCGCAGACCUCUGGGCUACGUUGGGAGUCGGAAUGCCAUCCAAGAACACGACGCAUUACAUCCUUCUUGACUCUUUUGGCACGCUCAGUACUGGAGACCGGGAGCGACUUCUGAGGGCGAUCCAACCAAGCGAUGAAGGCAGGUCCAGCCAUGUCAGAUUGCUUGUCAGCGGCGAAGCAGGGGCAUUCCAGAAGGUCCAGUUCCUCCCUUCUCGGACGCGGACCAUCGAUAUCACAAAGUACAAUGGGGGCGACAUCAAAACAUUCAUCGCGGAGGAGCUAAAGGGCGCGGCUCUCUUCCAAGGAGCAGACGAAGACUCGCGGCGACGCAGAAGAAUGGUUGAGGAAAGGCUCCUGACGCGCUCCAACCAUUCCUAUGCAACGAUCCAGCAAGACCUCCGCAAAGUUAAGGUGAUCAUUGCCUCAGGCGGCACCGAAGAAGAGCUGAACCAGACGUUGCAUGAGUCGGAUACGGAUCCACGGGAGCUCGUGCGGUCAGAUCUCAAAACAAUGGAGGCAAUGCUCAAGCCCCGAGAGAUCGAUGAGAUAAAUGAAAUCCUAAUCUGGGCUGUGGCUGCAGGAUCGUUCAUAACCCUGGAGGAACUGGCAGCGGCCCUGUUCCUCCGCUUUAAUACUGUAUCGCUGCAGCCACUUGAUCAAAAGAUCACCGGAAAAUACUCGAAAAUCUUCACCUUGAUAUCGCCCAUCAACGGGAAGUCCCUUGCAUUAAAAGAGCAUGUGGAGGACUGCGUGGUUGUUCAGCGUGACCGGCCUCGGAAUUCACCAGAUGACCCGAAGAUAACGGCUACGAUCAGCAUCACCAACGGAGACCUCCAGAUGGUUCAGCGUUUCUUCUGGGACCUGAAUCAAUAUUCAUUCCUUGGUGGAUUUGCGUUCGCCCGGAUGUCCGAGCAGGCAAACACAGUUCAACGGAAGAUCCACGUGUACAAAGCUGACGCUCACCUAGAGAUUGUCAAGAGGGCCUUUGCCUUCUUCCUCAAACCAGUUGUCGGUGAAAGAGGCAAGGCAAUCGGGUGGUAUUUGAUGAUCAGUCUCUCAAGCCAUCUGGAAGUCCUGUCUGAGGUGGCCGGAUUAGACGAACUCCUGCCCGCAGAUAAGCAUUUCAUUGGGUCGCAUGUCUAUAGUAUGUUCACUGACGGGGAUUUGAUUGAGCGAAACUGGGAACUAUUUCGAUGGGGAGCAAGACGGUACUGUGAUAUUGUCCAUCUCGAAACCUACUGGAGGUGGCUGGAUGACCCCGUGGCAAUCGCUACUCUUGGACCUCGCGACAAACGAUGGCUGGCAGAGUUGAAGAGAGACAAAGAUCCCAACUCGGGGUUAUUGGCUCCAGUAAUGACCAUGGUCGCCCGGAAGUGGCUGCGGGAAACCGAGGGUGACGCUGUCGACGCCUACACCUGGAUCGAGGCAUUUCUAUCCUUGGUAAGCACCCGUUGGACAAAAUCCCUAAGCACUCCGUUUUCUAGUACUUAUAUAUCCUUGAGUGCAGGGCAACAAAUCUGA
Molecule: messenger RNA, 2772 nt
Organism: Penicillium bovifimosum
Lineage: Eukaryota; Fungi; Ascomycota; Eurotiomycetes; Eurotiales; Aspergillaceae
Exons: 2
Coding region: 1-2772 (923 amino acids)
Source: RefSeq, a predicted model, not a curated record